CCCUUCGGCUUCCACCGAGCUGUCACAAUGGCCGCUAUGAUGCCCAGCUCAUCAGGAGGCGGAUCCAACCCGCCAUUCCGCUACGACAACGACGCCGUCGAGCAAGACCUAAUCGACCCCGACGAUGCCAACCUGGACGACCUCGACGACCCCCUCCAAUCCACCUCCGACCGCGCCCCCCUAACCGGCUCCAUCCAAUCCCGCCCCGGCAACCCCUCCACCCAAUCCUACCUCACCUCCCAAAUCCCCGGCGAAGACCGCCGCGCCACCACGAGCACUAUCGACGAGUCCGUCUGGGACACCCUCCGCCGCGACCUCCUCGGCGUCUGGGAGAAGAUGCGCCAGGUGCUGUACCCGAAAUACCUGUUGGGCGGGAUGCUGGCGCGGUCAGGAGGGGUCGGCGCGGAGGAGAGGGGCGAGGCAGGUGUGGGGAGCGGAGCAGGGGCACGGUUUGAGGCGCUGAGAGGGGUGGUGGGACGGUGGCCGGAUGCGGAGACGGUGUUGGAAGGGGGGAUGAGUGAGGGAUUGAGAGAUUGGGAUCUGUGGGGUCCGUUGCUGUUUUGUUUGCUGCUGGCGUUCUUGCUGUCGAGGGGCGCGCAGGAUGAGCAGAAGAGUUUGGUAUUCUCGGGGGUGUUUGCAAUGGUGUGGAUUGGAGAGGCGGUCGUGACGUUGCAGAUUAAGUUGCUGGGAGGAAACAUAUCAUUUUUCCAGUCAAUAUGUAUCAUCGGAUACACCCUCUUCCCUCUCGUCAUUGCCUCGCUCCUCUCCGCUCUCAACACACCCAUUAUUGUGCGGAUUCCAGUUUACAUCGUCCUUGUUGCGUGGUCGCUAGCAGCCGGUGUCAGCAUCCUCGGUGGGUCAGGGGUCGUGCGAAACCGUGUGGGCAUUGCGGUUUAUCCGCUCUUUGUGUUUUAUAUCGGCUUGGGAUGUCUCUGCUUUAUUACUUAAUAGGGCAAGCUGAAAAUAUCAUCGAAGGUCGAGCUUCGAAGAUCGCUCGCCACUGCGCUGGGAAAUAUGUACGGUAUUUGUAGAGAUGCAUAGUUAGGAGUUUGGGGGCGAACGACAGUAUCUCAGACCUUUUUUAAUUCGUAAACCACCUAUCCAGGUAUUGUUGUGAGG
Molecule: messenger RNA, 1119 nt
Organism: Eremomyces bilateralis CBS 781.70
Lineage: Eukaryota; Fungi; Ascomycota; Dothideomycetes; Eremomycetales; Eremomycetaceae
Product: Yip1-domain-containing protein
Exons: 3
Coding region: 28-948 (306 amino acids)
Biological process (GO): endoplasmic reticulum to Golgi vesicle-mediated transport
Cellular component (GO): membrane; trans-Golgi network
Source: RefSeq, a predicted model, not a curated record